This is a messenger RNA of Xenopus tropicalis (tropical clawed frog), 1937 nucleotides long. It is a transcript of the gene bmp7.2, whose product is annotated as bone morphogenetic protein 7, gene 2. The transcript has 5 exons. Gene Ontology annotation, molecular function: growth factor activity. Gene Ontology annotation, cellular component: extracellular region. NCBI's taxonomy places the organism in Eukaryota, Metazoa, Chordata, Amphibia, Anura, Pipidae. The record is from RefSeq and is a predicted model, not a curated record. Bases 368 to 1642 code for a protein of 424 amino acids. Gene Ontology annotation, biological process: developmental process; signal transduction.
AGGUGUUGUUCACUCUGGCUUAAACAUGAAUCUUUCAGUCACCUGAGAUUAUAGAUCUAAGCUGCCUAGUUUUAACAUAUGGAGUAGAAAGACUCUGAUGCUGUAAUAACACAUAUAUGAAAAUAUUUGAAACUAUGACACACACAUUUCUGGCUGUAAUAAAUCAACAUCCUGAAGACUGAUCAGGACACUUCUUUUCUGAGAAGCAUUUACAUUACAGAUGGAUAAGGCUGCUAAAGAGCAAUACUAAUGUCAGAUACAAGCAGGACACCCAGCACAUAACAAUGACUUGGAUAUGGAUCAGAUUUUGGUGAGGUAUUGGAAGUCCGACCCAGACCAGUAGCUUCAGCAUGUUAUCUUUGACAAAAUGAAUGCUUUGAUAGUAAAGAGAAGAUUGCCAGUGCUGCUUUUUCUUUUUUACAUUUCCCUGAGUUCCAUCUCAUCAAAUACCAUAUUGGAGAAUGAUUUUCACUCCAGUUUUGUCCAGAGGAGACUGAAAGGCCAUGAACGCAGGGAGAUUCAAAAAGAGAUCUUGACUAUUUUAGGUUUGCAACACAGACCAAGGCCAUAUUUACCAGAAAAGAAGAAGUCUGCACCAUUAUUCAUGAUGGACUUGUACAAUGCAGUAAAUAUUGAAGAUUUGAAUGCUGAAGAUGUCUCCUACUUUAACAAGCCAGUCUCCUUAAAUGAACAUUCUUCACUGGCCACUGACCAAGAAAAUGACUUUCUUGCACACGCCGACACAGUCAUGAGUUUUGCUAAUUUAGUUGAAAAUGACAACGAACUGUAUAAAAAUCGCCAAAAAUUCAAGUUUGAUUUAACUGAUAUCCCUCUUGGAGAUGAACUGACAGCUGCUGAAUUUCGCAUUUAUAAAGAUUAUGUAGAAAAUAAUGAGACAUACCAAGUCACUGUCUACCAGGUGCUCCAGAAACAAUACGACAAAGAGCCUUAUCUUUUCCAGGUAGACUCAAGAACUAUCUGGGGCACAGAAAAGGGGUGGCUGACAUUUGAUAUCACUGCGACCAGUAAUCACUGGGUGAUCAACCCACAUUACAACCUUGGAUUGCAGUUAUCAAUAGAGAGUAUGGAUAUGCAAAGUGUUAAUCCCAGGCAUGUUGGCCUUUUUGGAAGGAAUGGACCUCAAGAUAAACAGCCAUUUAUGGUAGCUUUCUUUAAAACCUCAGAAAUCCAUCUCCGUAGUAUCCGAUCUACCAGCAAUAAGCACUGGAACCAGGAAAGAGCCAAGACCUACAAGGAACAAGAUAAUUUCCCUCCAGCAAAUAUUUCUGAUGGCAUCAUGCCCACUGCCAAACGUAGAUUUUUUAAACAAGCUUGCAAGAAACAUGAACUCUUUGUAAGCUUCCGUGAUCUUGGUUGGCAAGACUGGAUCAUUGCACCAGAAGGAUAUGCUGCCUACUACUGUGAUGGAGAAUGCGCUUUCCCACUUAACUCUUUCAUGAAUGCCACAAACCAUGCAAUUGUACAGACUCUGGUACACUUCGUUAACCCAGAGACUGUCCCUAAGCCAUGCUGUGCUCCAACUCAACUGAAUGGUAUUUCUGUUUUAUAUUUUGAUGACAGUUCCAAUGUUAUAUUAAAGAAAUAUAAAAAUAUGGUGGUUCAAGCAUGUGGAUGCCAUUGACAAUGCCAGGUUUUAACAGUAAUUUUAAUGAUACUGUCCAUAUGUUUAUUUUAAAGCUUUUUAACAAUAGAGAUACGUUUGACCAUCAUGUCUCACCAUCAAUUAAUAUUAAUGUUCAUUGCACAUUGGAUAAAGUUUUUUUUUAAUAUAUGCUCAUUAUUUCUGUAAUGUAUUGCCAUGAUAUUUUAUCCAAGAAGAUCAAUGACUUAUGCAACACAGUGUUAAUAUAUUACUAUGGUUGACAAAAAAUGUACAAAUGUGAUGGACAACUAAUUAAACAAUUUUUAAGACACUA